Triplophysa dalaica is the source of this 2375-nucleotide messenger RNA. It is a transcript of the gene cndp2, whose product is annotated as carnosine dipeptidase 2. Gene Ontology annotation, molecular function: metallodipeptidase activity. Bases 205 to 1629 code for a protein of 474 amino acids. The transcript has 12 exons. The record is from RefSeq and is a predicted model, not a curated record. Gene Ontology annotation, biological process: proteolysis. Gene Ontology annotation, cellular component: cytosol. NCBI's taxonomy places the organism in Eukaryota, Metazoa, Chordata, Actinopteri, Cypriniformes, Nemacheilidae.
GCGGCAAAACGCAGCCCUCUCAGACUUUUAUUUUGAAUUUAUUUUUCUGGCGAAGUCUCGAGUCGCGUUUUUCACAACGCCGCCGGUGGGAAGACAACUUGGCUGGUUUGAAAACAAAACAGUUAAAGUUGGUUCAGUUUUCAUUUUGGAGGCAAAGAGGUCAAAGUGCUUUAGAUCACUGAGUGAUUAGAUCAAAGUUGAACAAUGUCUUACCUGCCAACUCUCUUCAAAUAUGUGGACGAGCACCAGGACCAAUACGUUGAGCGCCUGGGAGAAUGGGUCGCUGUGCAGAGCGUGUCUGCAUGGUCAGAAAAACGAGGGGAAAUCAAGAAAAUGAUGGAGAUGGCAGCCAAGGAUAUUGAGAGACUUGGUGGAACUACUGAGAUCGUUGACAUUGGGAUGCAGAAGUUACCAGGAGGUGAGGAGAUCCCUCUUCCUCCGAUAGUUCUGGGCAGACUUGGAUCAGACCCAGGCAAGAAGACUGUGUGCAUCUACGGACACUUAGAUGUUCAACCAGCCAACAUCGAGGAUGGUUGGGACACCCCUCCCUUCACUCUGGUGGAAAAAGACGGUAAAAUGUAUGGAAGAGGAUCUACUGAUGACAAAGGACCGGUUCUAGCCUGGUUCAACAUCAUUGAGGCCUAUCAGAAAAUUGGACAGGAACUUCCCAUCAAUGUAAAGUUCUGCUUUGAGGGAAUGGAGGAAUCUGGAUCAGAGGGUUUGGACGAGCUGGUUUUCUCCCGCAAAGAUUCUUUCUUUAAUGAUGUCGACUACGUCUGCAUCUCUGAUAACUACUGGUUGGGGAAGACCAAGCCUUGCAUUACCUAUGGGCUGAGAGGAAUCUGCUACUUCUUUGUCGAGGUGGAAUGCUGUGAUAAAGAUCUGCACUCAGGAGUGUUUGGAGGAUCUGUUCAUGAGGCCAUGACUGACCUCAUAGCUUUAAUGGGCUCUUUGGUGGAUAGCAAGGGCAAGAUUUUAAUUCCUGGGAUUUCGGACGAUGUGGCUAAAUUGACUGAUGAAGAGAUGAGCCUUUAUGAGAAGAUUGAGUUUGAUAUGGGAGAAUACGCCAAAGACGUUGGAGCACAAAAACUGCUACAUGAAACCAAGGAACAAAUCCUCAUGCACCGCUGGAGAUACCCAUCUCUUUCUCUGCACGGCAUUGAGGGAGCGUUCUCCGAAGCAGGGGCAAAAACUGUGAUCCCUCGUAAAGUCAACGGCAAGUUCUCCAUCCGCCUGGUACCUGAUAUGGAUCCUAAAGUGGUGGAAAAACAGGUUAUUACUCAUCUGGAAAAGAAGUUUGCGGCAUUGCAGAGUCCCAACAAACUGAAGGCAUACAUGGGGCAUGGAGCCAAAGCCUGGGUGUCUGACUUUAACCAUCCUCACUAUAUGGCUGGCAGGAAAGCUAUGAAGACUGUGUUUGGUGUGGAGCCUGACCUCACCCGUGAGGGAGGAAGUAUCCCCGUGACUUUAACCUUCCAAGAAGCUACGGGACAAAAUGUUAUGCUACUUCCUCUGGGCUCCUCUGACGAUGGAGCUCACUCACAGAACGAGAAACUCAACAGAUCCAACUAUAUUCAGGGCACCAAGAUGUUGGGAGCUUACUUCUAUGAGGUCUCUCAGCUUAGUUAAAUGGAAUUUCUGUCUCUGCUUGAGUAGGCUGGUAUAUAUUUAGGGAUUCAAAGAUAUGUUUUACUUGGAUAAGGGUACAGCCUUCUGCCCUGGUGGCAUUUAUAUGUUGGUAAGAAAAUGGCGUCUGCCAAUCUGGUUGUAUUAAGCAGCUGCAUUGCUUAAGAAAUGCAUUUGAAAUCUGUAUAAAAGAACACGUAUAAAGUUUAAAUCCAUAGAAGCACACCCGGUUCAUUUACAGUCCUUAAGACCUGUCUAUUAGUGUCUUAAUAUCUUAUUUGUAAGGUAUGGCUUUCAUUAUUAUGAACUAUGAUGUCAUAUUAUCGGGAAUAAUCUGUCGGUACACGUAUUAAAUAUGCACACCAUGAAAUGCAAAUUAUGUCAUUUAAUGAAACUUUGAUUACUUAUAUUAAUGCUUAUGGAAUUUAAUUGACUUGUAUGUUUUUUAAACAAAACUGUUUUUUUAUUCACAUGAAUUAAGUCUUAAUGAAGUUCGUUUAACAUUUUUAUUCAGUUUUAAGUGUUAUGUAGUGUAUUAUCACUUAAAUUUCAUAUUUUUUUGCUUAAAAUUAAAGAGACACUUUCAUUGUUGGACUGUUUGUGUGAAUAGAUAAAAACAAUCGGUAAACAGACCCCUUUCAUUACCUAGAAAUAGGUUUUAAUGUAGUCUUAUUCUUUUUUUUGAACAGUUGACAUCCUUCUUAUUUAGUUUCACAAUAAAAAUUUAAGAAGAGCAACCAUGAGCUAUA